UGUACCACGAAGAAGAUGUACUUGUUGUAGUCAUAGCAGUAGUAGUUCUAAAACCCGAACAAGAAAUAGAAGGAAUUAAGACACCUGCUUUCGAGUACACUGCGCUCACGAUACUCAUUGGAAUAAAUGGGUUGUAAGACAUUUUAUACAAACACUGACCACGACCAGUUGCUCCUCAACUUUUGUCCGCCAAAAGUGCAAGCUUCGGGUGAUCUCAAUUGACAACUGUUCCAUUUCACGUGACAAUCGCCGAUAUUUAUGGCAUAAAAAAAGAGUAAAUCCUUCUCGCCAGUAGUUGGCGCAACACAGUGACAGUUUGAUACAUCAGUACACCAUGUUUGUCAGGGGAAAAAAAAGGUCUGUUCACAAUUGUGAAUUAAAAUUUGAUGGAUCAAAAACUACUUGUGAUAUUGGUUGUGAGUCGCUUGUAUUUCCCUGUCAUCUGUGUUCAUCGCAACCAUGACUGGCAGGGAGGUGGACAACCGCCUCCAGGUGCUGCAGAGCUACCGCUUGUUGCAGUACAUCCACGAAAACGAUGAGGCGCAGAUCGAGGAGAUGGUCCACCUUGGGGUGGCAAAUCUCAUUAAUCUCACAGAGCCGCAGAAUGGAACUGGGGCGCUUCACAUGGCAGUUGCAGCCAACAAUCAAGACCUGACGAGGUUUCUCCUGUCCUUGAGAGCGCACCCUGACAUCCAGAACAAGAGGGGGCACACCCCGGUCAUGUUAGCGACUGAACUGGGCAACGACGGCAUCGUGAAAAUGUUGGCUGAGCACGACGCUGAUAUGAGCAUCCAAGACAAUGAGGGCAAAGGGGUUCUGUUCUACUGCAUCUACCCGACAAAGCGCCACACACGUUGCCUGCAGGCGGUGUUAGAGUACCAGGCAGACGUGAACAAUGUGUCAUCACAGGGGACUCACGUCUUCCAGUUGAUGUGCCAACACGCCAAAGACUGCGCCCCCAUGUGUCACAUGAUGUUGGCCAAAGGGGCUGACCCCAAUGCAACAGAUCAGAAAACUGGCGUGACAGCGUUGAUGGAGGCUGCCAAGGCUGGAUCCCUGGAGCUUGUCAGAGACAUUCUCAAAAGAGGGGGGAACCCCAAUGCCCUGGACCAGAAACGCAUGUCCGCUGUGCACUAUGCUGCCACGGGGGGCUUUUUUGAGGUGAUUGUGCUGCUGUCUGCAUUCUCAGCAGACAUGAGUGUGAUUAACGUGGACGAGUGCACGGCCCUCCACUUUGCCGCUACAACAGGCGAUGUCAACUGCUGCAAGUUCCUGGCCCAGAGAGGUUGCAACGCCAAAGUUAAGAACUGUGACGGUUUCCUUGCACGCCAAAUUGCCAAAGAUGCUGGUCACAAAGCGGCUGUCAAGGAGCUGAGGAAAGCAGAGCAACAGCGGGGCAAAGAGAACACAGAUGAGAGUGCCUUGACAGACGUGUGGGCUCUGACCCUCCAUGACUGGUCUAACGAAUAUGAACAAGAUCUCCUGCAAGCCUUUGAUCGCGAAAAGGUUCCCUCCGAAACAUUUGCCUCCGUUUUGACAAAAUUAGGCGCUCCGGUCACCCAGGAGCAGCUCGAGUUAAUCAUCUCGUUCCACGGGAUUGGAAGGGACCCCACUAUAAACGUUAAUGACUUCAUCAAAGGUGCCAGCUACAUCAAGAAACCAUACCUUCUCCUCUCUUAUGUCCCCAAGAAGAAAAAAGGUGGGAAGGGGGGCAAGGGGAAGAAGAAGCCCAAAUUUGUCCUCCCAAUGCCCAUUUGUACCCUCCCCCCCGAGCUCAAGCCCAGACGGGAGGAUGGAGGCCCACCAGAAUACAUGAUUGAGACAAUAAACACAGAGGACAUCCGAAAAUUGGACCAAGAUCUUCCACCAGAACAUCCUGUGGUUGAUGACACUGCAUGGUACUUAGAGAAGCCAGAUAAGAUCUACCUCAAUAUCAACUACCUUGUGAAGAAUGGAGAUAUCGAGGCUCUGGAACUGGCUUUCAGUCAAAGGAUUCCUGUGGAUGUUCAAGAUCCGUUUUACAAGACCCCGCUGAUGGUGGCCUGCGCCAUCGGAAACUACGAGGUGACUAAAUACCUCCUUGACAAGAGUGCCGCAGUGGACAUCUGUGACCAGUUCUGCUGGACGCCGCUUCACCAUGCCGCGCAAGCUGGCAAAGUGGAAAUCCUGGAACUGCUGCUGGAGGCUGGGGCCAGCAUUGAUGCUCAGACCAUCACGGGGACCACGCCCCUCAUGGUGGCCAUCCAGAGCACUCACAUCUCCUGUGUGGAGUUCUUCUUCACAGCCGGCGCCAAUGUCUUAAUGGAGAACAAGAAAGAACAAAACUGCCUUGACGUGGCGACCGCAUUUGGCGACGGUGCAAUUUAUCAGUUGGUCAAAGACAAGUUUGAAUCCAUGCCUAAACCCAAAAACAAAGGGAAGGGGAAAUGAAAGGGAUAGCUGCAACUCUUGGAAUGCGUUCACCCUAAACCCUUUUUCAUCUCUUUCUUUGCCUUGGUCCACUGUCAGCUGAGUCUUGUACUUGAAGAGAAUUUGAAGAGUUUGUUUUCAAAAUGAGACAUAUCCGUUUUUUUCAUUUUGAGAAAAGGGCUUGGUAUUGAAGUGAAAACAAUAAACUCAAUUUCUAACUA
Molecule: messenger RNA, 2630 nt
Organism: Syngnathoides biaculeatus (alligator pipefish)
Lineage: Eukaryota; Metazoa; Chordata; Actinopteri; Syngnathiformes; Syngnathidae
Gene: ankef1a
Product: ankyrin repeat and EF-hand domain containing 1a
Exons: 10
Coding region: 460-2430 (656 amino acids)
Molecular function (GO): protein binding
Source: RefSeq, a predicted model, not a curated record